This is a messenger RNA of Acanthosepion pharaonis, 678 nucleotides long. Lineage: Eukaryota; Metazoa; Mollusca; Cephalopoda; Sepiida; Sepiidae. The record is from the annotation of a GenBank genome assembly.
AUGCUAACCGUUUCCAAUGUGUCACUCCUUCUUUCACGACUUUCUUCUUUGGUUUCUCUUUCUAUUCAUCAUCAAUUCUCUCUCCUUUUUUUCUGUUCCCUCAACAAUUUCGUCUCUCCUCUUCUCUCUACGUCUCCCUGCCAACCUUUUCCAAUGUGUCUCUUCUUUUUCAGGUCUUUCUUCUCUUUCCUUCAUCACCAAACUCAGCUUUCCAAGCGUCUUUUCAUUUCUGUCUGUUCUUUUCCCAAACUCACUCGUAUUUGUUUUUCUUUUUUACCCCCCCCCUCUUUCUCUCUCUCUCUCUCUCUCUCUCUCUGUUUCUCUUUCGCAACCCCCUCUCAAUCUUUCAUUUGUGUUUCUAAUUCGUCUCUCCCUUCUUUCAUUGUCAAUACUUGUCUAUUCUUUUCAUAUUUCUUCCUUACACCCCCACCUAUCCUCCUCCUCUCUCUCCCUCUCCCUCUCUCAGAUUUCAAAUUUUCGUCUUGCUUCCUCCCUUUCUUUUAUGUCAAUCUUUUCUUUCGUCGUUCUUUCAACUUUAUCCUUUAUUCCUUUACAGUCUCUUUAUACUUCUCUCUAUUUAACACACUCUCUUCUCUCUCUCUUUCUUUCUUUCUUUCUUUCUUUCUUUUCUUUCUCCUACCCAUAUGGCCAAAGCAUGUUGGCAAUAUUGAAAUCUGA